CCCUUACUGUCACCUGCAUUGGAACAUCGAGACCGAGUUAUUGAGAAAAUGCAACGGCGCUAAUAAUAUCUUCCAAUUUAAAUACAAAACUGUGUGGGCUGAGUCGUCAGGUAAAUUUGUGCUCCAAUGAAAACAUUUCGCAACUACUUUUGCAAAGAUUCUAGCUUCUGAUCGGCCAGGUUAUUUUGUAUAGAACAGCUUUCACAAAAUACGAAAUGCAUCAUGGAUGUGUGUUACGAGGUCAUUGUGAGUACUGGGUUAUUAUUUUAAUGUUAAAUUAGCAACAUGCGCUUUUCAAAGCCGCAGAAGCAGUCUACUGUGACAUGUUGACUUCAUCGUUUACAGCACGACCUCGUUUGGACACAAGGCGCAGGCGCUUGAAGGGUGGAGAAACAAAAUAGUUUAGUUGCUAUGGUUUCCAUGACGUCCCGUUCUCGAAACCAAUAGGAGUAAGAUGCAGUUAGUCGGGAAAUUUGAAUUAAAUGAGACGGAACUGCCAGUGCGAGCGAGUGGAAGAAAAAAAUAAAAAAUAACAAAAAUAAUAGUCUAUUAUAAGACGGGAUUUUACCAGCGUAUCGGAGUCCGGCUAACGGUUAACAUGAGGAAAAGUGAGGUGUUGGCUGCAGAGUCUGUGGCAUGUUUAAACAAAGCCCUGUCCCACCUAAAGGAUAUCUGGGAGGAGAUUGGGAUCCCAGAGGAUCAACGACUGCAGAGAACGGAUGUGGUAAAGAAACACAUUAAAGGUCUGCUGGAUAUGAUGAUAUCUGAGGAGGAGAGUCUCAGGGAGAGGCUGCUGAAUAGCAUUGCUUUGUGCCGCAAGGAACUGGACACUCUGUGCAUGGAGCUUCGCCUGCCUCCGUUUGAGGAAGAGGAGGGAAACACAGUCCUGCAGCUUGAGAAGGACAUCCGCACACGACUGGAGGUAAUGAUGAAACAGAAGAAGGAGAGGAUGCAUGAUCUGAAGACCUUGAAAGAGCAAGACCAGGACCUCUGUGACAUUCUCUGCACCGAGCCUUACUGCAUUGACAGUGAUGCUGUCCCCAGCCUGGAGGAACUGAACCAGUUCCGCCACCACAUUGCAAGUCUCUGUGCAGAAAAGGAGCGAAGAAGAAGAGAGUUUGUGGGCAUCAAAAGGCAGAUAAUUUUGUGCAUGGAGGAGCUAGACCACUCACCAGAUACAAGUUUCGAGAGAGAUGUGGUGUGUGAGGAGGAGGAGGCUUUCUGUCUGUCCACAGAAAACAUCGCUAUGCUGAAUCAGCUCCUGAAUCAGCUGGAGAUGCGCAAGUCCCAGAAUGAGGUCCUUUGCGCGUCUUACCGCGACAGGAUCGUGGAGCUAUGGGAGAGACUGCAGGUUCCACAGGAGGAGAGGGAUGCCUUCUCUGUUCGCAUGGUUGGGUCCAGACCAAGUAAUAUUCAGGCUUUACAAGAGGAGGCGGAGCGUCUGCAUGAGCUGAAGCUACAGAACAUUCGGAAUGUAAUCCAAGCUAUCCGAGCAGAGGUGGCGGCCUACUGGGAAAAAUGUUUCUACAGCCCUGAGCAGAGGCAGGCCUUCGCACCCUACUAUGAUGAGGAUUACACAGAGGACCUGCUGAGUCUGCACGAUGCUGAGAUCCUGCAUCUGAAGCAGCACUAUGAGGCUCACAGAGAGCUCUUUGAAGGGGUACACAAAUGGCAGGAGAGCUGGACGCUAUACCUGGAGCUUGAUAGAAAAGCAACAGAUCCGGCAAGGUUUACAAACAGGGGAGGGAACCUUCUGAAGGAAGAAAAGCAGAGAGCAGAUCUUCACAAAAACCUUCCUAAACUGGAAAAGAAGUUGAAGGCACAGAUCGAUGACUGGGAGCAGGAGCAGGGCCGGGAGUUCCUGGUGAGCGGACAGAAGUUCCUGCAGUUUGUGGAAGAGCAGUGGGAGCUUCACAGGCUGGAGAAGGAAAGGGAAAAGCAGGCGCGGCUAAUGAAAAAGACCAAGCAGAUAGAAGAGGAGAUGCUGUAUGGCACUGCUCCACGAACUCCAUCCAAACGAAGGUUUCUAGGAGCAAACACUCCCGGUAAAGUGCGUAAGCUCAAUGCUACCUCAAUCUCUAGUGCCACUCCCAACAGUACGGUACGUUCUGCCUUCGGUGGGACUCUCUGUCACUCCCCUGUGUCCCGUCCCCCACUCUCAGGAAGCAAGCCUGUCCAGCCGAUUCGAACCCCAGGACGCAGCAAGCCUCCCCGCAUGGGGGUGCUGGACCGGAACAAGGAGAAUGUGUCCCAGUUGAAUGGAACUGCCAUGAGUGGUGCGUUCAAGGGCACAGCUAGUCCACAGCGUAACUUCAGCAAUAACUCUGUUGCCAGCACCUAUUCUGAGUUUGUGAAGGAUUUUGCCUAUACAGACUCUACCGCCCUCAGUUCAAGCGAGAACUUUCAAAAGCAUCCAAAUCUAACUGCAACUCUGGAGUCCUAAACUCUACUAUUACCAACCAUCGCACCUGAUGCCAGCAGCGGUUGGAAAUGGAAAGUAGCAGGGCAGGCUUUUGGAGUACUUUGUAAAUGUGGGCUUUGGGUGCAUUGAUUUUAAUGAAGGUAAACUUUUAAGAAAAAUAUACAAACGGCAGCAUAACCAGACAAAAUAUAUUUAACUCCUAGUUUUAAAAUUGGCAAGCUUUUUUAUAAUAACACUAUUUUUUGUUCAUUCUAAUUAAUUCUAAGAAAAUGAUGUGCCAAGUUAAGUUUGACCUUGUGUUUUUUUUUUUUUUUUUUUU
This is a messenger RNA of Polyodon spathula (Mississippi paddlefish), 2741 nucleotides long. RefSeq names its product protein regulator of cytokinesis 1b (gene prc1b). Gene Ontology annotation, cellular component: spindle; cytoplasm; mitotic spindle midzone. The transcript has 15 exons. Gene Ontology annotation, biological process: mitotic spindle midzone assembly; microtubule cytoskeleton organization. Gene Ontology annotation, molecular function: microtubule binding. The coding region runs from base 599 to 2443 and encodes 614 amino acids. Lineage: Eukaryota; Metazoa; Chordata; Actinopteri; Acipenseriformes; Polyodontidae. The record is from RefSeq and is a predicted model, not a curated record.